This is a messenger RNA of Triticum aestivum (bread wheat), 2463 nucleotides long. Its product is annotated as transcription termination factor MTERF9, chloroplastic. Lineage: Eukaryota; Viridiplantae; Streptophyta; Magnoliopsida; Poales; Poaceae. Gene Ontology annotation, biological process: regulation of DNA-templated transcription; developmental process. The transcript is spliced from 6 exons. The coding region runs from base 91 to 1590 and encodes 499 amino acids. The record is from RefSeq and is a predicted model, not a curated record. Gene Ontology annotation, molecular function: double-stranded DNA binding.
GUCCUCAUCCAAACCCCGACCGAAUCCCCAACAUCCCCCACCGCCGCAGAUAAAAAUCCAAAUAAUCGAAGCCCCGCCGUACUCUCGCCCAUGGCGCUGCUGCAGCUGCAUCCGCCGCCGCUGGCGGCGCUCGGUCGCUCCGUUCUCCCCUGCCGCCCGUUCCCCUCGGCGACCGCGACCGCCCGCCGCUCCCUCGCCUCGGUCGCCUUCUCGCUCCAGACCAACGUGCGCCUCCUCAAGCCCAACCGCCGCUCCCGGCGCUCCCGCUACCCCUACUACGACCUCGACGACGAUGAAGAGGAAGAAGAUGAGGAGUACGACGAGGACGACGAGAGCGAGGACGAUUUAUCAGGUUUGGAGUAUCCUGGUGUCCUUUAUACAAACAACCCGCGUGCUCCGAACAAGAGAGCAGGACGAAAAACACAACUGGUGAAAGAAAAUUGGGAAGGAAGGCGGCCCAAAACUCGUGAUAAACAUGCUAGUCCAGGAAGGUCUAAUUCCCUCCAGCCCAGGAGCAAAAUAAACAGAACAUUACUAAAUCUUACAAGCAUGAACAGUGAAGUAGAGUUGAAAAAUGAAAGCAUCUCUCGUAUUCUGUUUGAAAAAUUGCAAGAAGAAUAUGACUUUGAUGAUAAAUGGUUACUGCUUAUUGAUUACCUGUGCUCAUUUGGACUGAGGGAAUCCCAUUUUACUUACAUUUAUGAAAGACACAUGGCUUGCUUGCAAAUCAACCGGGCUUCUGCAGAAGAAAGGUUGGAGUUCCUUCUAAGUGUUGGUGUUAAAAGCAAGGAUCUGAAGAGGAUGCUGGUCAGACAGCCGCAAAUCUUGGAAUACACUCUCAGCAAUCUGAAGUCUCAUGUUGCUUUUCUGGCUGGCAUUGGUGUUCCGGAUGCACGUAUGGGGCAAAUUAUUUCUUCUGCCCCUUCAUUUUUAUCUUACAGUAUUGAGCAGUCCCUGAAGCCAACUAUAAGCUAUUUGAUUGAGGAAGUGGGUAUUGAGGAGAGGGAUGUGGGAAAAGUGGUGCAGCUAAGCCCUCAGAUUCUGGUGCAGCGAAUUGAUAAUGCGUGGAAAUCUCGAUUUCUUUUUCUCUCAAAAGAACUAGGGGCUCCCAAAGAUAGCAUUGUCAAAAUGGUCACAAAGCACCCACAGCUGCUUCAUUACAGCAUUGAGGAGGGCAUCUUGCCUCGAAUCAAUUUCCUUAGAAGCAUUGGCAUGAGAAACUCUGAUAUUCUCAAAAUAUUGACAAGUCUUACUCAGGUGCUAUCUUUGUCGGUGGAGAAAAAUCUCAAACCAAAGUAUCUUUAUUUGGUCAAUGACCUUAAGAAUGAGGCUCAAUCCCUGACGAAGUACCCCAUGUACUUGAGCUUGUCUCUUGAGCAGAGAAUUCGUCCCCGUCCCCGUUUUCUUGUUUCAUUGAAGAAAGCUCCAAAAGGCCCAUUUCCUCUUAGCUCCUUUGUGCUUACAGAUGAGCGUUUUUGCCAGCGGUUGGCUGGGACGAGCUUAGAGAAGUACCAUACAUUUAGACAGAGCUUGCUGCUGACAGGUUUCGAAGAUAAGACUGGAAGGAAACCAUUGGCAUCACGACGGUAGAUAGUUUGAGGAACUUGACCAUAGGCAAGAGGGUUGCUUCUGACUUCCGUGCCUGUCCUCACUGUAAGAAAGCUCCAGAGGGUCUAUUUCAUAUUAACCUCCCUCGCGCCUGUGGACGAGCAUUUUUGCCAUCAAUGAGCCUUUGACUAACUUAGAGAGAGAAGUAACAUACAUCGAGACAGAGCGUCUGUUGGCAGGUUUUGCCGAGAAGUCUGAAGGAAAUUGUUAGCACCAAGGCAGUAGAUGAUUAAUAUUCAGCUGAUAGGUUGCGUUUUAGACUAUGAGCCUGUCCUUCCUCACUGAAAUGGCCUAGGUUGCUGGCCUGGUUACCCCUCUGUUCAGCUGUUGCCUUGUGAAACAUCUUGUAGAGUCUUUCUGAUAGCUCCGGAUCAACUACAAAUGGAUGGUUCAUCUGACAGAACAGCAUCCACCGGAAUAGCUGAUCGAACAUUCUGCUAACUGCUUAAAGAGUAGCUGCCUUGACUUCUACUUACGGUUAACCGCAACUUUCGAGCAACAUAUUAAGUCUAGCAAAACUGCAGCUUGACCAUAUAGCGUGCAACUUCUGUGUCAGACAUAUACGUCCUCCGUUCCCAAAUAUUUGUCUUUCUAGGCAUUUCAAAUGGACACAACAUGUAGACAUAUUUUAGAGUGUAGAUUCACUCAUUUUGUUCCGUAUGUAGUCACUUGUUGAAAUCUCUAGAAAAACAAAUAUUUGGGAACGGAGGGAGUAGUAGGCUAUAGUAAAUUUUCUUCAGGGUUGUAAUGAUAGAGAUUAUGCGGUUGAGAUUUGCCUGUAAUGGUACUAGUACUGUGCCUACGCCCUCCCUGUCUCUCACAGGGUUAUGAUGGGAAUCACACUUUUAAAAACUA